CAAGAGGCUGCCCGGAGGAUGGUGCAGAGGCAGAUGGCCCUGCAGGUGGCGUCGGUGCGAGAGCGCCUCGAGUGGUUCGCGCCCUUCCUGGUUUCAUCAGCGACGUUCCUGUUCCUCGGCUACCGCAAAACCAGAAAUUCAGUCGUGCUGUACCCCCUGGUGCCCAUGUGCUUUGCCCUGGGCUAUCAGGUCGAUUUCGCUUUCGGAAGCAAAACGAACAGAAUUAAAAACAUCGCAGAAAGCAUCAUGAGACACGAGGGACACCUGAUCCACGUGCCUGAGUGGCACUACAGCAACCCCCUCAAGCAAAAUCACGGUGGGCAUCCCCCUUAUCUCGCUCAAGCCUUGACAUGCCCAGUCUUGGAGCCCAAGUCAAGAUAUAAGGACUGCAAGCCACUCAUAAUUCUCAUUAUCAUUUGCUAUAUUGAGGUUACGAACCGUGCCAUUGAUACUGAACCAUGA
Molecule: messenger RNA, 462 nt
Organism: Penaeus vannamei (Pacific white shrimp)
Lineage: Eukaryota; Metazoa; Arthropoda; Malacostraca; Decapoda; Penaeidae
Source: RefSeq, a predicted model, not a curated record